Molecule: messenger RNA, 1098 nt
Organism: Echinostoma caproni
Lineage: Eukaryota; Metazoa; Platyhelminthes; Trematoda; Plagiorchiida; Echinostomatidae
Source: the annotation of a GenBank genome assembly
AUGCAGAGCUACGAGAGAUAUGUAUGCAUGAGGGGACAACGGUACGGAGAUCUAGUAGACGGAUGGGAACGACAGAAAAUCUACGUUGACACUACAACUAUGCUCAUAUUCAUCCGUGCUUUGGCCGGAACUGUGAUUCGUUUAAAUGUGAGCCAUUAUGAAACCGUGGAGAUGGUAAAAACAAGAAUUUCACAACAAAAGGUCCAUCAUGCGGGUGGUGGUGGUGGUGGUGGUGGUGGUGGUGGUAGUGGCAUCCCUGUGAAUCAGCAGCAUUUGAUUUUUGAUGGAGUAGAACUACAAAACACAACCGUAUUGGCUACCGUGAAGAUUAGUCACGGAGCCCUUCUACGCCUUGUACUCGGUGUACAAUCUGGUCCGUUAAAUCGUGAAACAACACCGCACACCAUGGGUAGUGCACAACCGUGCCAUCAUCAUCGAUCAUUGCUAUCUACACGUCACACUAUCUGUCCGCUCACUGUGCCCGUGGCCCAGGUGCAUCGAAUUCCCACUCCAGCUAUGGUCCUCCCGGUUCUGUGCACACCCAAUCGGGUCCCCUCCGGUCAUCCGCAGUACAAACAUCCAUAUCAUCCGCAAAUUCAAUAUCUGACCACGGGUCAAAUGUCUACUACCUAUCCAAGCAAUUAUUUACCCGUUUACCCGACCAAAACGGAUUGGGAUGAACCGGUAUCAUACUCGACCACCGAGUUCGUCAUGGAUGAUGAGACAAUGGGGUCUAGUGAUGAUGCAACUAGUGAACUGGCUGAGUAUCUGGGCUACGCAAUCGAUGAAGACGAGCUGAGUUACGAACACGAGGAAAGGAGUACCGUUACGAAUGGAAUUCCAAUUCCGAGAUCAAUACUCGAGAAUCGAUACGAAUGUACUGAUCCGGAAGACGACGAGGACCGUUUGAGUCCAGAUAUGACCUCCUACUCCUCACCAUCUGUAUCAUCAUCUUUGUCAUCGUCCCCUUCCGAAUGCGGAUUUGUCCCGGUCUAUCCUAUUGCAUCGCAGGUCCAGUGGAUUGUCAGUUCCACCGAUGUAAGUUGUGAUUCUCCUCGCAGUUUGGGCGACCAACUGAUGCAUAUCCCGAUACCGUAA